AUGAUUAUUUCACUUCUCACUGGACUCACGCUUGGAAGUGGUCCGUUAGCCUCAGCGAUUUGUAAUAAAUACGGAUGUCGAGCAACGACAAUCACCGGCGCACUCAUUGCCGCGGUCGGGUGUGGUUUAUCAUAUUUUGCCACGGAGAUGUGGCAUAUCGUGUGCUCCGUCGGCGUCAUCAUGGGAGUCGGAUUUGGCCUCAUGUAUUGUCCAGCGAUUGUCAUUGUGACAAUGUAUUUUGAAAAGCGGAGGUCAUUAGCUACGGGCAUUGCUGUUGCUGGCGCUGGUGUCGGUACAGUAUUGUUCUCGCCGAUCAACGAGUACAUUAUCAGCAACCACGGAUGGCGAGCAGUAUUUCUUGCAUUCGAAGGUGUUUCUUGCGCCCUGUGUGUUCUCUGUGGCUGGACUUUCCGGCCAUUGCAGUUCCGAGAGGUAAGCGAGGAGGAAGAGGCUGAAGACAGUAUUGAGAUGAAAAAGCCGAAGGAUACUGCAAUCGAGGAGAAUUUUGCUGCUUCUUUCUUCAUAAGUUGA
Cooperia oncophora is the source of this 531-nucleotide messenger RNA. NCBI's taxonomy places the organism in Eukaryota, Metazoa, Nematoda, Chromadorea, Rhabditida, Trichostrongylidae. The record is from the annotation of a GenBank genome assembly.